ACCACCGAUUCAUUCAUUUGAUUCGAAUAAAUUUUGCACUCCCACCGCACCACCUCCCCUUAUUUUCUCUUCCCUCUCUCCUAUUAUUUUUCUUCUUCUUCUUCUUCUUCUUCUUCUUCUUCGUCGGUUACCGCUCCAAAACCCUUCCAUCCCUCUCUCCCCUCUCCUCCAUAUAUUUCUUCAUCCUAUUCCUCUUCCUCCUUCAUCAUUCUCUCUCCUUUUCUUUUUCUGCAUAUGCCAUCUUCAAGGUAUUCCAUCUUUCUUUUCUUUUUUCUUUAUAUCUCUACUGCUCCCAAUUGUGUGGAUGACUCUGUUUGGAUUGUUGUAUGCCAGGAUCUGGAGAUGAUAUUUCCUCUCAUCUGAUACUCUGCCCAAUUCACUUCCUUCUUCAGGCUGUGAACCCUCAUUACUGUGGGUAUUUUAAAUUUCACAUUAUUUGAAGUCCACCAGUUCUCUGGAGAAAAUGUUGGGUGGCAACAAUGGCAAUGGCUUGCUUCCCGUUUUCCAGGAUGAAAAUCGAAAUCAAUAUCAAACUAAUGCUUCUGGCCAGCUGCAGUUGUUUGGGAGUGUGCCUGUUAGCUGUGGAAUUGAGCCUGUUAAUUAUUUUGGAAGUGAGCAAUUGGCUCAUAUGCUUCGCCCUAACAAAAGAAGUAGGGAGAUAGAAGAUUUCUCAUGGCAGCAGAAGCUUCAGAUUUCCUUAAAUUAUAAUGCCUGUCAAGAUGAUGCUGAUCGUUCAGCAAGCAUUAGAAACCCAAAUGCUGUAUCAACAGGCUUGAGGCUAUCGUAUGAUGAUGAUGAACACAACUCCUCUGUUACCACUGCAAGUGGAAGUAUGGCAACUGCACCUUCCAUCAUCUUUUCGCUUGGUGAUAAUAUCAGGACUGAGAUUGAUAGACAGAAGGAAGAAUUCGAUCAAUAUAUUAAAAUUCAGGAGGAACAUUUGGCCAAGGGUAUUAGGGACAUGAAGCAAAGACAUGUGGCUUCCUUUCUUAGUGCGAUUGAGAAAGGAAUUGGAAAGAAACUACAUGAGAAGGAUGUAGAAAUUGAGAGCAUGAACCGUAAAAAUAGAGAACUGGUGGAGAGAAUAAAGCAGGUUGCCACUGAAGCCCAAAAUUGGCAUUGCAGAGCAAAAUACAAUGAAUCAGUGGUGAAUGUCCUGAAAAACAAUCUUCAGCAUGCUAUCUCGCAGGGUGCCGACCAAGCGAAGGAAGGGUUUGGAGAUAGUGAAGUGGAUGAUGCUGCCUCACACAUCGAUCCAAACAAUUACCUUAAUGUUCAUGGUGGGACUAUGAAAUCUUCGACCAGCAAUUUACCAGGUUUCAAGGAGCACAUGAUUUGCAAAGCAUGCAAGGCUAAAGAGGUUUCCAUCCUACUAAUGCCUUGCAGACAUUUAUGUUUGUGUAGAGAUUGCGAUGGGCUUGUAAAUGUCUGUCCUGUCUGUCAGUUGAUCAAAACGGCUGGUAUCCAAGUGUACUUGUCCUAAAUUAAAAUCUUACCAAAGCGCCAAAGAAAAUCUUGUUUUCCUUCCGUCUGUAUGAUAUAUACCUGCACUUUUUCUCAAAAUCACUCAAGUGAACGCUGGUGUUACUCGUUGGAAAAUUGAGUUUGAAUGGUUGAAAA
Molecule: messenger RNA, 1620 nt
Organism: Cucurbita moschata (crookneck pumpkin)
Lineage: Eukaryota; Viridiplantae; Streptophyta; Magnoliopsida; Cucurbitales; Cucurbitaceae
Product: BOI-related E3 ubiquitin-protein ligase 1
Exons: 4
Coding region: 464-1483 (339 amino acids)
Molecular function (GO): ubiquitin-protein transferase activity
Source: RefSeq, a predicted model, not a curated record